AUGGCAAUGUUACAUGAGCUGAACGAUUCGGUGAAAGGUGUUCUGUCAACGGAAGACAUUCCGAUUAGUCCGAAAGUUAUGGAAGUGAUUGAUAUGCUUGAUGAAAUACAGAAGUGGACGCUGGAGUUUCCACCGGAAGAAAUGGGAGCCCAGCGUUUUGGAAAUGUCGCGUUUCGAAAGUGGUAUGAGCGCCUCUCAUCGGAUGCCGAGGACAUUGUGUAUGGCCUUUUGCCCGCUGACAAAAAGAGUGCUGUUAUCGAACUGCUUCCAUAUUUUUUGGAUUCAUUCGGUAACGCGAUGCGAAUUGAUUACGGAUCAGGACACGAGGCGUCUUUUCUGAUCUUUUUGUUCUGUUUGCGAAAAUUGGGCAUGUUUGCGCCAUCCGACAAUCGUGCACUUGUGCUUCGAAUCUUUUUAAAGUAUUUACGACUGGUACGAUGUCUCCAGACUACUUAUCGAAUGGAACCAGCUGGAAGCCGUGGUGUCCACGCGCUAGACGACUUUCAGUUUAUGCCAUUUUUGUGGGGCAGCUCCCAACUCGUUGGUAAACGUCUGCUGCAUGCUCGAGUUUUAAUUGCCAAAAAUCAGUUUUUCUUUCAGUUCUGGCUUACGUUUUCCCGUUCCAUUUCUAUCACAACAAAAACAGGUCCAUUUCACGAGCACUCAAAUCAGCUGUGGAAUAUCAGUGCGGUACAAAGUUGGGAGAAAGUCAAUUCCGGCAUGUUCAAGAUGUAUGAGGCUGAGGUAUUAAAGAAGUUCCCAACGGUGCAGCAUUUUCAUUUUGGAUCGCUCUUUUCGAUAGAGCCUGCAAAAGAAGUGGACGAUCCAAAUUUACAGAAAACAGAUACCACUGAUGCCCCAUCGGAUACGACAUCCGGGCAUGUUAGCGAAAAUCCUCUUAUUGAUCAGUUCAUGACACGUGCUGUGCACCCGUAA
Gongylonema pulchrum is the source of this 936-nucleotide messenger RNA. The record is from the annotation of a GenBank genome assembly. NCBI's taxonomy places the organism in Eukaryota, Metazoa, Nematoda, Chromadorea, Rhabditida, Gongylonematidae.